CUCCUCUCCCCAUUCUAGGAGAGGGAUCGGGCCUGGCUGUGCUCCAGGAUAAACUUCCACAAGGCGAGCAAUAACAUAAAGUCAAGGUGAAGAUCAGGGCAGCCCUUAAAAAGGCCUCCUUGCACCCUAAAGUGGCUGACGCCACUCCACAGCUGUUUGUCCUGCCUGCCGCCACCCGGCCACCAUGUGGGUGCUCUUGGCUCUCUUGCUGCUCACCCUCGCCUAUUUAUUUUGGCCCAAGACCACGGGCUCCGGUGCCAAGUACCCCAAGAGCCUCCCAUCCCUGCCCCUGGUGGGCAGCCUGCCGUUCCUCCCCAGACGUGGCCACCAGCACGUGAACUUCUUCAAGCUGCAGGAAAAAUAUGGCCCCAUCUAUUCCUUUCGUCUGGGUUCCAAGACUACUGUGAUGAUCGGCCACUACCAGCUGGCCAGGGAGGUGCUUCUCAAGAAGGGCAAGGAAUUCUCCGGGCGGUCCAAAGUGUUGACUCUAGACAUCCUGUCAGACAACCAAAAGGGCAUCGCCUUCGCCGACCAUGGUGCCGUCUGGCAGCUGCAUCGGAAGUUGGCACAGAACGCCUUUGCCCUGUUCAAGGAUGGCAACCUGAAGCUAGAGAAGAUCAUUAAUCGGGAAGUCAGUUUACUCUGCGACUCCCUGGCCACCCGGCAUGGAGAGUCCAUAAAUUUGUCGGAGCAUCUCUCUCUGGCGGUGACCAACAUAAUCAGCUUUAUCUGCUUCAACUUCUCCUUCAAGAAUGAGGAUCCUGCCCUGAAGGCCAUAUACAAGUUCAAUGAUGGCAUCCUGGAGGCUCAGGGCAAGGAGAUUUUGUCAGACAUAUUCCCUGGGUUUAAGAUUUUCCCCAGCAAAGCCCUGGAAAAGAUAAAGAGUUGUGUUCGAAUGCGAAACGAAUUGCUGAGUGAAAUCCUUGAAAAAAGUAAGGAGAACUUCACCAGUGACUCCAUCACUAACUUGCUGGACAUACUGAUCCAAGCCAAGAUGAACGCAGACAAUAACAAUGCUGGACCAGACCAGGAUUCAAAGCUGCUUUCAGACAGACACAUGCUCACCACCAUAGGGGACAUCUUCGGGGCCGGCGUGGAAACCACCACCUCUGUGAUAAAGUGGAUUGUGGCCUUCCUGCUACAUUAUCCUCCAUUGAAGAAGAGGAUCCAGGAUGAUGUCGACCAGAAUAUAGGUUUCAAUCGCACACCAACUAUCAGUGACCGGAACCGCCUUGUCCUGCUGGAGGCCACCAUCCGAGAGGUGCUUCGAAUCCGGCCUGUGUCCCCCACGCUCAUCCCCCACAAGGCUAUCGUUGACUCCAGCAUUGGUGACCUUACCAUUGACAAGGGCACAGAUGUUGUGGUCAAUUUGUGGGCACUGCAUCACAGUGAGAAGGAGUGGCACCGGCCCGACCUGUUCAUGCCCGAGCGCUUCUUGGACCCCACGGGGACCAAGCUCAUCUCGCCAUCGUUAAGCUACUUGCCCUUCGGAGCAGGACCCCGCUCCUGCAUAGGUGAGAUGCUAGCCCGCCAGGAGCUCUUCCUCUUCAUGACCUGGUUGCUGCAGAGGUUCGACCUGGAGAUCCCGGAUGAUGGGAAGCUACCCUCUCUGGAGGGCAACCCCGGUUUAGUCUUACAGAUCGAUCCUUUCAAAGUGAAGAUCAAGGUGCGCCAGGCCUGGAAGGAAGCCCAGGCCGAGGGUAGCACCUCGUGACUCCGCCCUGUGUGACCCCACAGCACGGAAUUAGAGGAGCUCCCCCACCUUCCCCAACCAUUCCUCCCUCCUCCCCACCCACUCUGCCUUCUUUUCCAGCCUGCAGCCCUGGCAGUGCUGUGCAUAAACAGUUGUGGUUUUUUUUCAGAAGG
Messenger RNA from Aethalodelphis obliquidens (Pacific white-sided dolphin), 1866 nucleotides. RefSeq names its product cytochrome P450 family 17 subfamily A member 1 (gene CYP17A1). Gene Ontology annotation, molecular function: steroid 17-alpha-monooxygenase activity; iron ion binding; heme binding. The coding region runs from base 185 to 1714 and encodes 509 amino acids. The record is from RefSeq and is a predicted model, not a curated record. The transcript is spliced from 8 exons. Gene Ontology annotation, biological process: hormone biosynthetic process; progesterone metabolic process. NCBI's taxonomy places the organism in Eukaryota, Metazoa, Chordata, Mammalia, Artiodactyla, Delphinidae.